AUGGUAUCGGAUUGGUAUCGGGUAUUGGCUGAUACUCAAAGCAUCAAGAUCGGAACAAGUCCAAGCAGAGUGGAGGUAAUCAGCGAGAGGAGGUUCACCUGGGCUGCUGGUCUGGGAAGUCUUUACACCUGCCUGCUCAACUGGUCCUCGAUUGACAUGGCGGUGGCUGCCCUGGGCCAACCAUUUACCUUAGGAAUGCUGUAUGAUGGUCGGAAAGAUGAACUUAUCCCAGGUUUCACAUUGUGGGAUGAAGCAACUCUUCAGAAGAACACAGUUACAAGCUCUCAGCACAGUAGUGAAUUUGAGAUAACAACAUCUGAUUGUAUUGAAGACAAGUCCUCUCAACUGGACAUUGAUGCCUCCCUAAAAGGCAGUUUCCUGUGUGGGCUGAUCAAAGCUGAGGGAUCUGCCAAGUAUCUGAAUGAUAAGAAGAAAUUCAAGAAUCAGAGCAGAGUGACAUGUCAGUACAAAGCUAUCACCAACUUCAAACAGUUGUCAGUGACUCACCUCGCAACCAUGAGCCCCCAACAGAUGGAUGUUCUUGAGAAGGGCUUUGCAACACAUGUAGUCACCGGCAUCCUUUACGGUGCAAACGCUUUCUUUGUGUUUCACAGUGAAAAGUUAGAUGCCAGCAACGUUAAGGACGUCCAGUGCAGCAUGGAAGCUGUAAUAAUGAAGAUCCCCUCAUGUAAUGUUGAUGGGAAAGUAGAGAUGAAGCGGAGUGAUGAGGAAAAAGACCUGACCAAGAAAUUCUCCUGCAAAUUCUAUGGAGACUUCAUUCUUGAAAGCAACCCUACAACAUUUGAAGAUGCAGUGAAGACCUAUGUACAACUUUCAAAGCUGCUGGGAGAAAAUUGAGAGAACAGUGUUCCAGUGAAGGUCUGGCUGAUGCCACUGAAGAAUCUGUAUCUAAAAGCUGUUGAGCUGACGAGUGGGGUCAGCGUUAGACUGGUGAGAAAGGCUCAAAAAGCUCUGCAGAACCUGCAUGAUCUGGAAAUAGGAUGCAAUGACUUUCUGCAGGACAAAGUAGUGAAAGAUUUUCCACAAAUUCAUGAAAAGCUGAGCAGUUUCCAGAAACUCUGUGUCUGUUUAAGAUCUGCACUCCAACAGACCAUGGCAAAGAAACUUCCAUUGAUCAGGACAGGAAAGGAAGAUGAAAGCAAAUUAGAAAAGGUCUUCGAUGACGGAAACAAGACACUGUUCAGUCAUGAGAAAUUAAUCAAGUGGAUGGAUGAUAAAGAGAGAGAAUUCAAUGUCAUCAGGUCCUGUGUAGAGAUGAUGGAGGGAACAAAGAUCGUCCCAGAUCAGUCAGAGCUCGACAGACAGGUUCUUGCUCCAAGUGUAGACGAUGUUUUGUGCUUUGUUUUCACCUCCCUGGAAACUACUGACCCCUACCUUCAGAAACUUGCUCACUACGUGGAUCUAUUUAAGUUAGACAGAACCUCGGGUGCCAUGCCACCUGCAAAAGAACAGUGGUACUUCUCAGAAGAAGUGAUAACCACAAUGAGAAAAAAAGCCAAAGCUUUCCAUGAUCUUGCAAAAGCACUGAAGAACAGCAGCAGAUUCUGUUUCCUUGUAGCGGCCAUUGCAAAUGAGAAGUACAAAGGGGCAACCAUCUACCACUACAAGAACAGCAUUCUGGUCACUGAAGACUUCUCACAGCCUGAUGUCACUGAUGUGGAAAAUGUAACAGACAGAAGAGAUUUACUCUGGUACGUCUGCGAUCUCACCCUGGACCCAAACACAGCAAACAACCACCUCGUUCUGUCUGAGGGAAACAAGAGGGCAACACAUGGACCACCACAGUCGUACCCUGACCUCCCACAGAGAUUCAAAAAGCUUCCUCAGGUUCUGUGCAGGGAGGGGCUUACUGGGCGCAGUUACUGGGAGGUGGAAUGGAGUGCUGGCAACAAUGAAGAUGUUGCUGUGGGUGUUUGCUACAAAGGACUGUUCAGGAAAGGAAAAGGCAACUGGUGCAGGCUUGGAUGGAAUGUCAUGUCCUGGUGUUUCGGCCAUCGAUGGUCCCCACUAUCUCCAAAGGCUACUCUCUAUGCAGAGUAUGCUAACGAGCGCCACUCUUUCCCUUUUCCAGCUACUGGCUGCACUCGACUGGGAGUUUAUCUGGACUGGCCUGCUGGCACUCUGUCCUACUAUAAGGUCUCAUCUGACACAUUCAGUCACAUUUACACCUUCUCCAGCGAGUUCUCUGAGCCUGUUUACCCAGCCUUCUUGAUCUUUCAUGAUACCAACUAUGUGUUCCUGUCUCUGUAAACUUGGCACCACACCACAUCAGUCUGCGACAGAUCCAAAGUCCUGCCUCCCUGAAUUACGGCUAAGUCUGACAAGCUUGACAUAAGGAAACAUGGCCAUGCCGGUUCCAUUUUGCCAGGUGCUGCUUCAAGAAGCCAUUAGUCAGGACUACAGUGUGCAAUGGAAGGAUAUCUUUGUGUUGCUCCUCUGUCCCAAGGCGUCCCCCAGAGGUCGGUGCUCGGUCCUCUCCUAUUCGUCCUCUACAUGCUCCCCCUUGUUAUCAUUCACAGCCAUAGUCUCAACAUCCACUGCUAUGCUGAUGAAGUCCGACUCUACAUCUACCUAAAUCCAUCACCACUAGAAC
Epinephelus lanceolatus (giant grouper) is the source of this 2614-nucleotide messenger RNA. NCBI's taxonomy places the organism in Eukaryota, Metazoa, Chordata, Actinopteri, Perciformes, Serranidae. The record is from RefSeq and is a predicted model, not a curated record.